GUGUGUGACACAGAGAGGAGGGAGCGCCGCUGAGUACAAAAGCAACAACCCCAGGUACAAGUCACACAGGUGGAGAGGAAGCCACAGGUUGGAGAGACUUACCUCAGAGGUACAAGGAAUAAUCAGAGGUACAAGGAAUAAGCAGAGGUACAAGCAGAGGAAUAAUCAGAGGAAUAAGCAGAGGAACAUGCCUCCCAAAAGACCCAGCAUAGUAUCAGACGGAGAAAUUAUUAAAGAAGGAACACUUAUAAAAUCCCCUCCCCCCUCAAUUGCGAAACGGUGGAGGAAACGCUUCUUUGUUCUGCGAAAAUAUGUGGGAGAAGCUUACACACUGAGUUAUUACUCCCUGGACAGAAUGAAUGAAGAACAGAAAGGCUCCAUCAAUAUGAGCGAGAUCAAGAAGGUAGAAAAAGGCUCCGAUUGCCCCAAGGAGGAACUUGCCUCGAUCCUGAAGUCCUGCAGGUGUAGCCCCGGGCAGGUGCUGGUGAUCCGCACGAAAAAACGUACCUACUUCCUCAUCACUGAUGACACUGAGGAGGAGAUUGACAGUUGGCAGAAGUGCCUGAGUCACAUUUUGUUCAACACUGAUAACAGGCCCUAUUCCUUCCCCAGAGACCACCCAAAUUCUGGGACAAUGAUGGAACAGGAGACUCAAAGGCAAAGAUCCAAAACCGACCCAUCAAUCCCAACCUCCUCGUAUCAGCCCUUUGAUUUCUACACUCCUCCCUUUCCCCUCCAGCAGGAGGAGGUAUCAAUGAGGGUCCUCAACCCGUCCGAUCCCCCCAAACGUACAUCAUCCGUGGUGAAUGGAGACCCUGUGUGCUUCUGCCCUUGUGCCCACCACUCGACAAAUAGGAAAGAGUCGAUACCACAAGCAGACUAUGACAGUGACAUUGGAAGUGACGACGAGUCCAUAUAUCAAGUCCCUCGGAAUAUAAUGCAGAGACUCAGUGGCCAUUCAGACUCUUCAGACCCUCAGGAAAUGAGUGAUAUAGAUCCAGACUUAGAUGAUAUCUACGAGCGAAUGUGUUCAAUAGUUCCACGAAAUACGAGUGAACAGAAGCCACAAGACGAGACCCCUGAGCCUGAACAGAAGACUGGGCAACCAAGGGGAGUCGAGGGCAGAGAACAAAUAAAAUAUGAACGGGUUGGUACCGACGGGCUACAGAACAAAGAAGUGACCGUCCCCACGGAACAUCUGCAGAAAUAUCUGGAUGUAGAAGAAGUUGGGGAGAGUCUCUACAUCUGCAGAUGGAACGGCCCAACAGAAAUAGGGUGCCUCUUUCGACACGGGGAUCAGAUUGACAUAGUGAAUGAAUUUAGGGUGAAAAGCCGGGAUGUGUUUCUGCAGAUGCUGAGCAACUCGGUACAAAGCACGGUGAAACUCAUUAUCAUUAGCGACCCCAGAGCGUCUGUAUUUCACGCGGAUGACUGUCAAUGUUGGGCAUCGUGAGAAGGUCGAGACGGGGGAAUGAAGUCCAGUGUCCAAGUUCAUGUCCACAAAGGGGCGUGGCCUAUUUCAGUUAACCAAUCAACAUUUGGAUCCUUGGCCGGUGUAAUGAAGAAGCUCCCUGAGUAUUUCAUCUUGGAGAAAGUUCCAGGGCCGUGUGCUGGGUCAUGUGAUGAACAUUCCUGUAGUCUGACUGGCUGAAAUGAUGGACCAAUCAGUUUUCAUUUUGUGCAAUGUGAAUAAUCAUUGGCUGCUGUGAAUUGAUGGUGGCUCCUACCCAUUAGGGAACCACCAGUGCCAGUUUUUGUCCAACUGCCAGCCAAGCACCAACCCAGCUGUAAUGAGGUUGCAUGGAAUGGGUGGGACUGGUGGCCCUGAAUAUCAUUUAAUCUUAGGGCCACUUCUAUAAUGUAAGUUCUGCUAUGCAGCGUAUAUAAUAAUCAUCAGAACCAAUGAUAUGAUCGGGUACAGAGAUGCUCUGUCAGGUAUCAGUACAUACACAUGUAUGUUCCUCGUUAAUGUUUAUACAUGUUACUUGUGUAUUUUUAUAUUUGUAAAUCUGUGUUAAAGGGGAAAUUAACCCCUAGGCUUGUCUGCCCCCCCCCUCCCCAAACUCCCUGCAAACAAGCCUCAUGUACAUAUAAUAUUGAAUAAUUGUUACAUUGUCUUUUUUCCCCUAUAACAAGACUACUACUUUACUGUUCCUAGCGGGGAUAGUACAGCGCCACCAAUGGACACAACAAUAAGAAGCAGUCAAAGGCUAUUUCCCUAAACAAUGUAUCAGCUACACUUCCCCUUUAAACUUGUCCCUCAACUGCUUCUGGAGAGAUUGUCCAGGCAUGUCGGGAGUUAAACUCCCCACCCCCUUUCACUAACAAAGCAGCACCCCUGGGGUGAUCCGAAAGUAACUGCACUUUAUCCAGAACAGUCCGCUCUGCACUUGCAACACACAUGUAAUAAACCUUUUGUAUGUGAUAUAUAUACCCCUUGUAUGUGGUUAAUAUAUUCUUUGUAUGUGAUGUAUAUACCCCUUGUAUGUGGUUAAUAUAUUCUUUGUAUGUGAUGUAUAUACCCCUUGUAUGUGGUUAAUAUAUUCUUUGUAUGUGAUGUAUAUACCCCUUGUAUGUGGUUAAUAUAUUCUUUGUAUGUGAUGUAUAUACCCCUUGUAUGUGGUUAAUAUAUUCUUUGUAUGUGAUGUAUAUAUCCCUUGUAUGUGGUUAAUAUAUUCUUUGUAUGUGAUGGACAUACCCCUUGUAUGGAGAUAUUCUUCCAGCGCUUAAUAAAUCACUUUUAUACCUACA
Molecule: messenger RNA, 2751 nt
Organism: Xenopus laevis (African clawed frog)
Lineage: Eukaryota; Metazoa; Chordata; Amphibia; Anura; Pipidae
Gene: plekhs1.L
Product: pleckstrin homology domain-containing family S member 1
Exons: 15
Coding region: 188-1453 (421 amino acids)
Source: RefSeq, a predicted model, not a curated record